Paraphaeosphaeria sporulosa is the source of this 1638-nucleotide messenger RNA. RefSeq lists its product as uncharacterized. Gene Ontology annotation, biological process: rRNA processing; negative regulation of transcription by RNA polymerase II. Bases 1 to 1638 code for a protein of 545 amino acids. Gene Ontology annotation, molecular function: DNA binding. NCBI's taxonomy places the organism in Eukaryota, Fungi, Ascomycota, Dothideomycetes, Pleosporales, Didymosphaeriaceae. The record is from RefSeq and is a predicted model, not a curated record. Gene Ontology annotation, cellular component: nucleolus. The transcript has 3 exons.
AUGGUGUCGUUUUCCUGCGAGGGCUGCGGGGACGUCCUCACCAAGAAGAAACUCGAUCCCCAUCGCAACCAAUGCUACGGCGCCUCCUACACCUGCCUGGACUGCAUGGUGCACUUUGACGGCACCAGCUACAGAGCCCAUACGUCUUGCAUCACCGAAGACCAGAAGUACCAGGGCAAGCUGUACCGCGAGCCCAAGCAGAACAAGAAGCAGCAGCCGCAGCACCAGAAGAAGGACAGCGUCCAGCAGCACUCUCAAGCACUCGUCCCGCGCAACGCCUACGUCGAAGAUGCCGCCGACACAGACAACAAUGCCGUCGCCAUUGUCGAUGCUCCCCCGCGCGCACCCACCCCACCGCCUGCCGCACACUCGCUAGGGUACAAGGAACAGGCUGCCCUGCCUGAUGUCAACGUCUUUGACUUCUUGGACACAUCCGAGACUCCUGCGCCCGCAAGGACACGCGCGCCCAUCGACGAGUCGCGCAUGAUCGAGGACAGCAUGCCGCCCGCUUACCAAGAGGAGGAACCUAAGAUAUCGGCAACCGAUGUCAUGAAAUUCCAGGUGCCGGACGACGAGGACUUCACUGGCAAUGGCUUCGCCUAUGGUGACGAGCCUGUGCGACCUAGCAACGAGCGCUUUGACUCUUCGUACGACAUCCGCGAGCAGAACCCGCAAUACAGCUACACCACACCCGCGCCCAAAUCCAAACACAGCCGAACCAAGUCGCGCGACAAGAACAUCGACACUACAAUCAGUAAGUCUGAGCGCAAGCGCAAGCGCAAUUCGCCCGCCGAGCUUGACAUGUCGCUGGUCCGCGCACAAGAAGAGAGGGACACCGCAAUGGUAGAAGCACCACCGAUCUUGCACUCCGGUCUGACUGGUGGUCUCAACCGACUUCUCCACUCUUCGCAGUUUCCUCCCACCCCUGAUCACUCUGGUGAUUGGGUGGAGAAUUCGCCCCUGAGCCCUAUGAAACGAGCGAAGCAAGGGGCUUCCAAGGCAUUCCUCCGCGCGCAAAAAGAUUUUGAACUUCAGCAAGAGAAGGAUCGCAAAGCUGAGAUCAAGGAAGAGCGAGUCCGUGAGAAAGAGGAGCGAAAAGAGCGCGAACGUGGCCGUGAUCGUGAACGCAAAGAACGCAAGGAGAUCAAAGCCAGCACCGCCCUCGUCAAGAUCCGACCCAAGAUGAAGCGCCGUGAUGACUCUGAACGUUCCAGCCACAAACACCGGGAGGGAGGCGAGCGACGCCGUCGCCGCGAGACCGACUCCUCAGGCUCGCCACCUCGCCCACGCAAGACUGUCAAAGCGAUCGAGUACCGCCGCUCCGAAUCGCAAUCCUCUGUUCCAGACAAUGACCGGCAAUUAAUUGUCCGCCCGAACGGAGACGUUGUACCUGUCAGAACGGACCAUGAGGCCCGCGCCGAACUCUUCAUGUCCUUCAUCAACAAAGGGCCCGAGUCGGAGCGGGGCAUGAGCGUUAACAAAACGCUGAAGCGUUACCAUCGCGAACGCCAUGACUACGAUCACCACGUCUCCAAGGCUGACGAAGAGAAAGAGCUCUGGAAGAGCUUGCGUCUCAAGCGGAAUGACCGUGGCGAGAUUGUUCUUUUCUUUGCACCGCCAGAUAUAGAGGCCGCAUGA